AUGGCAUUUGUUAAAACAUGUUUUAGGGGCGUGGGACAGAAGUUGGGUUUGGGAAAAAGCAGCAAAAACAUGUCGUUGUUCUCGGUUCACCACUCUCCCUCCACUCUUCCACUGUUCUUCUCCACACCUUCAACCUCAACCUUAUGUAGAAGCAGUAAUGACAUCACAAUUAAGACCAUUCAAUGCAGGAACAGGAUUCGGACAACGCAGAGACUCAGAAUCGUUGCAAAGUCAAAAUCAAAUGCAUCCUCAUCCACACCCACCUCCCUUCUUUCUUUUCUCUGUCCCUUACUCACCCUCUUCUCUGCAAGGGAUCCUUCUCAACCACGCAAUUUCACUUUCGAGCUAGCGUCGUCUUCCUUGGCUAGCUUAUCAAGGUUUGCAUGGGGACAAAAAUCCAUUUCUGAGAGUUCACUCAACCAAGAAAUCACUUCCGAACUUCCUUUUAGUUUACAGCUUUUUGAAUUCGAGGCAUGCCCCUUUUGUAGAAGGGUCCGGGAGGCUUUGACUGAACUAGAUCUUUCUCUAGAGGUCUAUCCUUGUCCUAAGGGUUCUGUAAGACACAGAGAGUUGGUCAGAAGAACCGGUGGCAAAGAACAGUUUCCUUUCCUCAUUGAUAAAAAGAAUGGUAUUUCUAUGUAUGAAAGUGGUGAUAUUGUAAAAUACUUGUUUGAACAAUAUGGAGAAGGAAGAAGUCCAUCAUUGGGACUUUUGGAGAGCACUAUUUUUACUGGAUGGAUGCCAACAAUACUUCGAGCAGGCAGAGGAAUGACACGGUGGGUUUAUUCCAGGCCUGACCCUGCUCCAGGAAAGUUGGAGCUCUUCUCAUAUGAAAAUAACCCUAAUGCUCGAAUAGUCCGUGAGGCAUUAUGCGAAUUGGAACUUCCUUACGUUCUUCAGAAUGUGGGAGAAGGGUCUCGUCGAAUGAAGUUACUCUUGGAUGUUUCUGGAUCUAAAGAGGUUCCUUACUUUAUUGAUCACAACGCUGGAUUUCAAUCUGGAGACUGCGCAACAAUCUUAUCGUAUUUGUUCGAAACCUAUUCAACAAUUAUUUUAUAA
Messenger RNA from Sphenostylis stenocarpa, 1059 nucleotides. Lineage: Eukaryota; Viridiplantae; Streptophyta; Magnoliopsida; Fabales; Fabaceae. The record is from the annotation of a GenBank genome assembly.